Homo sapiens (human) is the source of this 5918-nucleotide messenger RNA. It is a transcript of the gene KCND2, whose product is annotated as potassium voltage-gated channel subfamily D member 2. Gene Ontology annotation, molecular function: monoatomic ion channel activity; voltage-gated monoatomic ion channel activity involved in regulation of postsynaptic membrane potential; voltage-gated potassium channel activity. Lineage: Eukaryota; Metazoa; Chordata; Mammalia; Primates; Hominidae. Gene Ontology annotation, cellular component: dendrite; dendritic spine; plasma membrane. The record is from RefSeq and is a predicted model, not a curated record. The transcript has 7 exons. Gene Ontology annotation, biological process: membrane repolarization; transmembrane transport; neuronal action potential. Bases 1547 to 3439 code for a protein of 630 amino acids.
ACGCUCGCCUUGAACCGGGACUCGAGAGGCAGAAGCAAGGCACGGGUCCCCUUUCUCCUCUCCUCCACCAAACCACCGCAGCCCAGCACGUGAAGCUUCCCUUUGUUCAUCCGAGGCUCGCUUUUCUCCCCAGCAGAUCCACCUGGAUGCUCUCCCUCGAGCAGCGCGGGGAGCCCGGGGAGAUGCAGGACCACCCACUGGCGGGGAAGCAGCUAGCAGCCCUCCCGCGCCCCCGCGCUGCCGAGCGCCUUCUGCCUCCGCGCUCGGACGAGAGCCCGUGCCGGCCCCGGCCCCGGCCCCACCGCGCCAACGCCGCCCGCCCGGCCGCCCCGCAGCCCCGCCGCCCCGCAGCCCCGCACCGCGCUGGCCAGGCUCCCGCGACAGUGGCCCCGCAGUAAGUUGGCAGGAGCGAGUCCCCUCCGUUCUCGCCUCCCCCGCACCUUUUGAACUUGUUGCUGCUGCUCUGCUCGCCUGCGCCUGGCUUUUGGAAGGUGAAAAGGAGGAGGGAGGCACGGAGGGAUGGGGGAAGGGAAAGAAGAGCUCGCUUGAGCUUUAUUUAUGCUCUCUCGGCGCAUCGGAUUCGGCUGCUCGCGAGCUGCUUUCUCUCCUCUUCCCUUUCCGGGUGCACGGCGAGGAGAAAGUCUCUAUGCAACUAAGCCCCGGCGCGCACUUGGCCAGGUAUGUACCGCGGGAGCGGCGCGUUCUGCGCGGAAGCAGAUGCUGCUGCCGCCACGGCGGCGGCGGCUGCCAGCUCCUGAGCUCUGUAACUGUCACACUGCACCUGAGCUGAACUUGAAAAGAGAGUGAAGGGGCGAUUGGGCGAACGCUUUUGGCAGACACAGAGGGUGUUUGUAGACGUGGGGGAGGAGAAUCUCUAUUAACGCCCCCCACCGUAACCACUGCACAUCACCUCCAUCUCUGCAAAUACAGCCCGAGGAGUAGAGGCAGCAGCAGCUGGACCCCCAAAGAGAGACGUGGGGCAGCGGCUGUGACCGCAUCUCCUGAGCUACAACAACAGGUCGCCUUUUUGAGACUCCUUUGGCGGGAAGGGCUACUUGGAAAGGAAGGUUUGAAAGAGUGAGAAGGGUAGGUGUAAGGGUUCCCUAAUUCGUCGAAAGAAUUCUAUUGGGUGACUCUCGUUCGUCUUCUCUAUCCUACACUCCACAUACUGACCCUAUAUUAUCCAGACUGUGCCGGGGAGAAAUCAAAAACACCUGUUUGAAGAAACGGCUGCACCUGUGUGCUUAUUUGUGCCAGAGGGUGGCCUAGCCCACCUGCAGGAAGAGAUUUGGCUGGGUUCUGUUGAGGGUGAUUGUUAGGACGUUGUAUUUUGUUGCCAUUAUUCCAAAUACCUGUCUUGGAGGGAAAGUUGCCCUUCUGAGAACUGUGACUUUACCAGGAGCCCUAUCUUGGAAUAAGAGUUACACCUCUGGACCACGUUUCUCACUAGUACUUUGCUUGACUGGAGGAAGUGGGUGACUUUUGGCUGCUUCGGUGACCCAUUGUAGACGCCUCGUUACCCUUCUUCCUUCCGCUUCAAGUAAUCAUGGCGGCGGGGGUGGCAGCGUGGCUGCCUUUUGCAAGGGCAGCGGCUAUCGGGUGGAUGCCUGUGGCCUCGGGGCCUAUGCCGGCUCCCCCGAGGCAGGAGAGGAAAAGGACCCAAGAUGCUCUCAUUGUGCUGAAUGUGAGUGGCACCCGCUUCCAGACGUGGCAGGACACCCUGGAACGUUACCCAGACACUCUACUGGGCAGUUCUGAGAGGGACUUUUUCUACCACCCAGAAACUCAGCAGUAUUUCUUUGACCGUGACCCAGACAUCUUCCGCCACAUCCUGAAUUUCUACCGCACUGGGAAGCUCCACUAUCCUCGCCACGAGUGCAUCUCUGCUUACGAUGAAGAACUGGCCUUCUUUGGCCUCAUCCCGGAAAUCAUCGGCGACUGCUGUUAUGAGGAGUACAAGGAUCGCAGGCGAGAGAACGCCGAGCGCCUGCAGGACGACGCGGAUACCGACACCGCUGGGGAGAGCGCCUUGCCCACCAUGACUGCAAGGCAGAGGGUCUGGAGGGCCUUCGAGAACCCCCACACCAGCACGAUGGCCCUGGUGUUCUACUAUGUCACGGGGUUUUUCAUUGCCGUCUCUGUCAUCGCGAAUGUGGUGGAAACAGUGCCGUGCGGAUCAAGCCCAGGUCACAUUAAAGAACUGCCCUGUGGAGAGCGGUAUGCUGUGGCCUUCUUCUGCUUGGACACGGCCUGCGUCAUGAUCUUCACAGUUGAGUAUUUGCUUCGCCUGGCUGCAGCGCCUAGUCGUUACCGUUUUGUGCGUAGUGUCAUGAGUAUCAUCGACGUGGUGGCCAUCCUGCCUUAUUACAUUGGGCUGGUGAUGACAGACAAUGAGGACGUCAGCGGAGCCUUUGUCACACUCCGAGUCUUCCGGGUCUUCAGGAUCUUUAAGUUUUCCCGCCACUCUCAAGGCCUGCGCAUCCUGGGGUACACACUGAAGAGUUGUGCCUCAGAAUUGGGCUUCUUGCUUUUCUCGCUCACCAUGGCUAUCAUCAUCUUCGCUACAGUUAUGUUCUACGCAGAGAAGGGGUCUUCGGCUAGCAAGUUCACCAGCAUCCCUGCAGCCUUCUGGUAUACCAUCGUCACCAUGACAACACUAGGGUAUGGUGACAUGGUGCCAAAAACCAUAGCAGGGAAGAUUUUUGGUUCUAUCUGUUCGCUGAGUGGGGUCUUGGUCAUUGCUCUACCUGUUCCGGUGAUUGUAUCCAACUUCAGUCGCAUCUACCACCAGAAUCAACGAGCAGACAAACGAAGGGCACAAAAGAAAGCUAGACUGGCCAGGAUCCGGGCAGCCAAAAGCGGAAGCGCAAAUGCUUACAUGCAGAGCAAACGGAAUGGUUUACUCAGUAAUCAGCUGCAGUCCUCAGAGGAUGAGCAGGCUUUUGUUAGCAAAUCCGGCUCCAGCUUUGAAACCCAGCACCACCACCUGCUUCACUGCCUGGAAAAAACCACGAAUCACGAGUUUGUGGACGAACAAGUCUUUGAAGAAAGCUGCAUGGAAGUUGCAACUGUUAAUCGUCCUUCAAGUCACAGUCCUUCACUGUCUUCACAACAAGGAGUCACCAGCACCUGCUGUUCACGACGACACAAAAAAACUUUUCGCAUCCCAAAUGCCAAUGUAUCAGGAAGCCAUCAAGGUAGUAUACAAGAACUCAGCACGAUUCAGAUCAGAUGUGUGGAGAGAACACCUCUGUCUAACAGCCGAUCCAGUUUAAAUGCCAAAAUGGAAGAGUGUGUUAAACUAAACUGUGAACAACCUUAUGUGACUACAGCAAUAAUAAGCAUCCCAACACCUCCAGUAACCACACCAGAAGGAGACGAUAGGCCAGAAUCCCCUGAGUACUCAGGAGGAAAUAUUGUCAGAGUUUCUGCUUUGUAAGACAAUUGGAAUAAGGUCUAAGAGAAUUCGAGCCCUGGCUGUGAAAAGAAUCUCAACAUAGAAGAAAGAAGAAACAAUAAAUAUUCUGCAGAUUAAUGCAGCAAAGAAAGAAGGUUGGUAGUGAAACACAAAGCUUCCAAUCUUAAGGAUGUGAAUAAAACCACCAAAUGGCAUUUCUAGACAGUUUGACCUGUUAUACAGAGUAAUAUUCUGUGGCCCUUUGACUUUGUGAAUGAGCACAAUGAAAUGCCGCCUACUGAUGCUUCUUAUGAUCAGAACUCUUUUUUAAUAAAAUAAAUAACAUAAAUCGUUGAACAUAAUGUUCCAGUUGAAUGCAAAACAAAAAAAAUAUGGAAAACAUUUUGAUAAAAUUUUUUCCUGUUAAAACCAUGAACAUUGGCUAUGAUGAAGAUUAUUACAUAUGAAAAAAAAACUCACACAACAUAUUUGUAUUGACUGAAGGAAACCAUCAUAAUGCAUGCUAGAAUUCUUUGAAGCAGUGAUCUCAGUUUCCUUAUGUUGUCUUCAGAAUAGGCAUGAUAAACUAUAAUUGUAGAAAGGGGUAAUUUCUGUGCACUUACAACAAGCUGAGUGUUCAUGUUCCAUGGUGGGCUGUGCAAAUAAACUCCUUUUAGACCUGCAGUAUUUCUCAUGGGGAUGCUCAUUAGUAAAUCUAAAGUGUUCAGAUAGUUCAGUAUUCAUUAUCGUUUAACUUUGCACCUAGAUACUGUUACAACUGCAAUAAUUUGUUGUACAACUGUUGUAUCAGGAAUCAGGAUUUUUUUGUUGUUGUACUUUCCAGAUCCUUAUAGAUACGGUAAGAGCCACAUUCGUAGAAAAACUUCUGGUGUGGCCAGGUUUUAGGUAACUUUUUAAUCCAAAACUAUUGUGCCAUAAAUGUUUUUCAGUAAUAUUUUUUGGUCCACUGUAUUCCUGUGACACAGUGCAUUAUCUGUUCUUGUAUUUCUAUAGCACCUCUCUAUUGGGUUUAUCAUCAUCAACAAGACUACUGUUUACUGUAGUUCAAGUGACUUUCCUACUUUUGUAUUUCCAAAAAAAAUUAUCUUGUAAGUAGCUUGUCAUCAAUCCCCUUGUCGAAAACUAGAAAAAAAGGAGUUGACCCAUAUAAAUUAUCUCUAACGUCUUUGUUGUUUAUGGAAAAGCCCAGAUACUGGAUAUAUCACUAUGUAUUUUAUGAACAGAAUUGACUGGGACUAAUAUCACAGGAUCAAUCAUCUCAGAAUCUUACUUGAUGCAUUAUUUAUUUUGCUUUAGAUCUUGAAUACAUUUUGAGAAUAACUAAUGUGGAUUGAAAUGUAGAGAUACACUGGAGUGCUUUAUUUAGCAAUAUUUGAUGAAAGCAUGCUUUCUACGCCAUUCAGGAAGGCAGCACAAAUUUAUCUCAGAAAGGUUCCUGUGUAUUGCAAGGUACAAUUUUCUCCAAUAAAUCAGGAGAACAGGAGUUUGAUGAUGCAAAGUUGAUCUCUGUACAUUUAAGUGAAAAGUCUUUAUAACUUUUCACCCUUAAAAUAUUUCAGCAGACAUGUCUGCACAUGACAGUGUAAAAAAGUUUAAUGUCAAAUGCAAAGUUUUUAUUCAUUCCAAGCCACCACUGUAAGGAAUAAAGCUUAGCUUCUGUACAUGGAAAGAGCUAAUAAUUAUCCCUCUGUCAGAGAUGAGAUUUUUAAAUGCUUAUGAUAUUUAAUCAUAAAAAGGGAUUAAUCCAACCAUUUUCUAGUAAAGCCAGAAAUUCUUGCUUCCCAUUUCUAGAAUAGUUUCUAGAACAGUGCUAUGCACAUAUUAGAUCUUAAUAAACAUUUGCUGAGUGAAAGUAAGAUAAACUCAACUAUCUCUUGGGAAGAACUGGCUUCAUUCCUAGUACAUCUUUUAAAAAGUUACUAAUUUUCCAGCAGUACAAAUAUUAACAAUUAUAUUAACACCUGCCUCAUGUCAGUUUAUGCUUCUAGAGCAAUGUCUAGUGAAACUUAUCUGAUGGCAUUUAUUGAAAACCUUCUAAAAAGUAGACUAAGGAAACCAUAAUCAGAAUUACUAUGUCUUUUGAUUCCCAAUGAGAAGUUCUAUUUUCAUGUUCUUAAUAUUACAUACAAGAAAAUGCAGUUAGGUUAUUUCAAUUGACAAUUCUGCCUCCUCUUUUGAUUUAUCACUUACCCAAAAUUAUUAAUUUUAUUAGGCUUUUGGAAAAGAAAAAAAACUUUUUGAUGUUUUAGGUGAUUUAAAAAUAUACCGUGUUGGUGGUGAAUGACUAUUGAUGACUGUGUUAAGUGCAUCUGUAUUGUAAGUGAAAUGUAAUUAUUUCUGUGUACCAUAUGGAGUAACUAAGGUCAUUGUUUUUGACAAUUUUGUUUGAAAUUCAUAUAUCUUAUUUCAAAGGAUAGCAUAAUAUCUGCAUUAUGCUGGAAAAAAAUAGACCUUUGGAGAAUACUUAAAUAAAACAUGUGCAUGCUUGAACAGGACAAAA